Molecule: messenger RNA, 726 nt
Organism: Racocetra persica
Lineage: Eukaryota; Fungi; Glomeromycota; Glomeromycetes; Diversisporales; Gigasporaceae
Source: the annotation of a GenBank genome assembly
AUUGGCUCAACAUGUAUUCAAAGGAUGGCCCAGAUUUCUUGUUUUUCCCUGUGUUUGGACAGAAGGUGCAUGAUUUAUCAUUAUUAUCGUUAUAUCAUACAAACAGCCCUGUGGAUGAUAUUGACGUAUACCUCUUUCUUGGAUACAUCUUUCUGGGAAAUAAUGAAAUGAUACAGUUUACAUCAUUUGCUGGAUUGGGCGGAUUAAAUUUUAUUUUGUCUUGGAGUGGAACUGUGGGUGCCUACGUAAUUAAAUCUUGGAAAGCAUCCCAUUUUGGUAAUUAUCUUGAAAUUAUCGUUAUACUUUUCUGUCAUCAAUCAUUUUUGGAAAGUGUAAGUGAUAUUUCAUCAAUUUCAGGAAGCGAUAUUGAUGCCGGAAGCAAUAGUGAUGCCCCAAUUUUAGGAAAUGGUGUUAACGUGGAAACUACGGAAAAUAAUGAUAAUUCACCACAAAGCCGAAACUUUAAAAAACUUAUGGUCAUUCAGUUAACCAAUCCUGUAAUCAUUUAUCUUAUUGCUAUUUUUUUUGUGAUAGCUUAUGGAUCAAUUCGAUAUUCAACAACGUACAUUCCAUUCUAUCAACGAAAUAUUGAGUCAUACGCUGCGCAUUCACUUGUCAAAAUCGGAUGUGUGAUUGGCGCUAACAAUAAUUUUGAAAAUAAAUACUAUGUUGAUCGGACAGAAGAAUUAGCGCGAAAUGGCAGCAAAUUUAUUUUAUGGUCUGAAA